Messenger RNA from Oryzias melastigma (Indian medaka), 4369 nucleotides. RefSeq names its product exportin 6 (gene xpo6). The record is from RefSeq and is a predicted model, not a curated record. Bases 775 to 4227 code for a protein of 1150 amino acids. Lineage: Eukaryota; Metazoa; Chordata; Actinopteri; Beloniformes; Adrianichthyidae. Gene Ontology annotation, biological process: protein export from nucleus. Gene Ontology annotation, molecular function: nuclear export signal receptor activity; small GTPase binding. The transcript is spliced from 24 exons.
GACGUUCCAGCUGGGGGUUGGAUUAUGUCAUAAGAGGAAGUUGCGAAGCAGACCCUAACCUGCAGCUAGCUACCGACUUGAGCCGCCCAAAAGCUUUGAAAAGAAGAAAAACAGGAACAAGCGCGUAGAGUAUAAUUUGUCGUUUUUACUAUAUAUUUUUUGUAAUUGUAACCAUGGCACUGUGUAUGUUUCCGCUUUUAACUUAUAAACGCUGAGGGCACAUUCUGAACAGCCACAGUCAUGCCUACGGUUGCCACCUAGCUAACGAAAUUCUGCGUUCAUCCUUCUAGAACAGCUAGCUUGUUAGCCAUCCGCUGCGGCGCUAGCAACUGGAUCAUUUAGCUUCGAAAUGGCUGACACUGAAAGCUGAAUAAUGAUGCACAGUUUACCCGAUGCAAGAUUCCAAUUUGGUUCGAAUUUUUCACAAAUGCACGUCCAUGUAGAUGACAAGGUAAUGGUUCAUGUGUUCGGCGAUAAAUGGCAACGUUGCUAACAUCAAAUUGAGAUCGACUCAAUGUUUAGCCGGUAACUGAAGACGCGUUGUAUUUUUUUUUUAAUACAGAGGAAGUUAGGAUUUUAAAUUGACAGCAAUACUCAUUUGUGGAGCUAAACAGUCGGGCGGACCAGUAUGAACCGUCUCUGCGGUUUCGUUAGCCAGGAACACAUGAGCUAACGUUAGCUGCAAAAUUGGCUUGCAGCGUAACUAAUGUUGGCUUAUUAAGGAAACUAAUCAGCGACUAAGUAACCGAAGAAAAGCGUCUGAGUCAACGGAUCAUGGCUUCGGAGGAAGCAUCACUGCGCGCGUUAGAGAACCUGAUGACUGAGUUCUUUCACAGCUGCACAACUAAUGAGCGGAAAAGAGAAAUUGAAGAGUUGCUGAAUAACUUUGCACAACAGGCGGGAGCAUGGCACCACUGCUUGUUCUUCCUCUCCAACACUCGAAAUGAGUAUGUGAUGAUGUACAGCCUCACAGUAUUUGAGAAUCUGGUGAACAAAAUGUGGAUUGGUUUAGCUUCUCAAGAUAAGAUGGAGAUCCGCAGCUGUCUGCCCAAACUUCUGCUUGCUCAACACAAAAAUGUGCCCUAUUUUAUCCGUAACAAACUGUGUAAAGUCAUCGUGGACAUUGGUCGUCAGGACUGGCCGAUGUUCUACCAUGAUUUCUUCUCGAACACGCUUCAGUUGAUCCAGACUCCAGCUUUGGCUCCAUUGGGGUUGGUGAUGUUAAAGACAACGUCAGAGGAGCUUGCAUGUCCUCGAGAAGACCUGUGUGUUGCCAGGAAAGAGGAGCUGCGGAAACUGUUGCUGGAGCAGGUGCCAACUGUGCUGGGGCUGCUAACAGGUAUCCUUGAGACCUACUGGGACAAACACAGUGUCAUCGCGUCAACACCGCCUCCUUCACCCACCUCUGGCGAGAGUGUGGAGUUGCUGGGCAGUUUGUUUCAGGGCAGCCAGUACUCGAAGUUGCUCUGUCAGCCAAUGGCGGCUUUGGACAACGACGGCCAUCAGCUCUGCUGUCUCGUUUUGGAGUGUCUGGCUCACCUGUUCAGCUGGAUCCCUCUUUCCACAAGUAUUACCCCGACGCUGCUGGCAUCCAUUUUCCAUUUCGCACGUUUUGGCUGUGACUUACGGACGAAAGCCAAGACGGGACCUUUUAUCUCCACCUCCUCCAACGGGCCGCUCAAUUCCGGGACGGUGCCCCCUACAUCAAACGGACAAGGGCUAAACGGACAACAGAGCGGGAGCACUAAAGUGGACCGCGCUCGGCUCGGCGUGCUCGCCAUGACUUGCAUCAACGAACUGGUGUCAAAGAACUGCGUGCCAAUGGAUUUUGAGGAGUAUCUGCUGCGAAUGUUCCAGCAGACAUUUUUUCUUCUGCAAAGGCUGACGCGGGAGAAUAACGCUCACUCGGUCAAGAGUCGACUGCAGGAACUGGAUGAGAGUUACUUGGAAAAGUUCACCGAUUUCCUGCGCCUGUUUGUUAGCGUUCACUUGAGGAGGAUCGAGUCAAGUCCUCAGUUUCCCGUUGUAGAGUUUCUUGCCCUGCUUUUUAAAUACACCUUCAACCAGCCAACACAUGAGGGAUACUUUGCCUGUUUGGACAUUUGGAGUGUGUUUUUGGACUUCUUAACAACUAAAAUCAAAAGCAGGCUUGCAGACAGAGAAAGUGUCCUUAACAGGUACAAAGAUGCCUUAGUUCUUUUGUUAAGAGAGGUCCUGAAUCGCAUUCAGUUCAGAUACAAUCAGGCUCAGCUGGAAGAGCUGGAUGAUGAAGUGCUGGACGAUGACCAACAGACUGAGUGGCAACGGUACCUACGUCAGAGUCUGGAAGUGGUUGCCAAGGUGAUGGAGCUGCUCCCAUCCCAUGCAUUUUCCACCCUGUUUCCAGUCCUUCAAGAGAAUUUGGACGUUUACAUGGGUUUGCAGCAGUUUAUUGUCAAUUCCAGUGGCUCAAGUCGGAGUCUGAAUAUCACAGCAGAGAACGACUGUCGUCGGCUCCACUGCUCUCUCAGGGAUCUCAGCUCGCUGCUUCAGGCUGUUGGCCGCUUGGCUGAGUAUUUCAUAGGGGAGGUCUUCGCUGCACGUUUCAACGACGCACUGGCCGUGGUCGAGAGAUUGGUGGAAGUGACCUGCUAUGGCUCUCGGACCACCCUGUAUGACCUUGAAACAGCUGUGCCUUCUGUGCUCAAACCGGACCUCACCGACGUACAUGCACAAGCCCUCGCUGCACUGCAGGCCUACUCUCACUGGCUUGCACAGUUCUACAGUGAAGUCCACAGUCAAAACCAAAGUCAGUUCAUCAACCUCGUCACUUCUGCUGUCGAUGCGAGCAGCCCGCUCAUCUCAGCUAAGGUACCUGAAAAGUUGCUGCUGUCAGCGUGCCAUCUGAUGGUUUCCAUAACCUCUACAGUGAGGCCCGUGUUCCUGGUCAACUUGCCAGCAGUCCAGAGCAUCUUCAACAUGAUCACAACGGAACAUCAGACCCACAGACUUCCACAAGAGGCUCACAUUCUGGUGUGCAGAUCAUUGUCCAACAUGCUGUUGCUUACGUGGCCGAAUCUGCCAGAAAGUGAGCAGCAGUGGCACACCCGCUCAAGCAGCCACGCCAGCCUCUUGGCAGCACUUACUCGAGAAUACCGGAUUUUAAGAGGAACAGUGAACGCCACACACAGACAACCCAAUCUGGAUAACAUGAAAGCGGUGAUCCAGCAAACACUGCCUGUGCUUAAAGACAUGGUGGACAGCAUCUCCAGUGAAUCGACAAAAUCCCGGCAGAUAUGCUAUCAGAGCCUUCAGGAGUCGGUCCAAGUGUCUCUGAACCUUUUCCCUGUGUUUAUUCAGCAGGCAGAUGUGACGGAUGAGAUGUUGGCUUUCUUCUUGAUACUGUUUCAAGCUUUGAGGGUACAAAUGGGAGUUGCUUUCACGGGCCAGAUCAUCCACACUUUCCUCAGCAUGUUUACCAGAGAACAACUUGCUGCCAGUAUUCUGCAUGAAGGCAGCGCCGGGUGCAGAGUUGUGCAGAAGUUCCUUAAAAUCCUGCAGGUGGUGGUGCAAGAGCCAGGCCAAGCAUUCAAGCCCUUCCUGCCCAGCAUCCUCUCUCUGUGUAUGGAGCAGGUUUACCCCGUUGUGGCAGAGCGGCCCUCUCCAGACGUCAAGGCAGAGAUGUUCGAGCUACUAUACCAAAUACUUCACCAAAACUGGAGGUACUUCUUCAAGACCUCAGUCUUAACCACUGUCCAAAAAGGAGCUGCUGAAGACACCAUGGAGAACGAGCCACAGUUCACCGCUGCAAUGCAGGCUUUUGGCCAGUCAUUCCUGCAGCCUGACAUCCACAUCUUCAAGCAGAAUCUUUCCUAUCUGGAGUCUCUCAACAGCAAGCACAAACUAUAUCACAGAAAACUCUUUCGGACCUCAAUGCUCUUCCAUUUCAUUAACGUGCUGCUGCAAGUUCUUCUACACAAAAGUCACGACCUUCUCCAGGAGGAAAUCAUUCUGGCCAUCUAUAACAUGGCCUCCGUCGACUUUGACGCCUUCUACUCCGUUUUCAUGCCACAGUUUCUCAACGGUUGUCACGGCGUGGACUCCAGUCAGCGAGGCGUUCUCGCACGCAAUUUCAAGCCCGAACAGGACUUGCCUUCAUUUACUCAAAGUGUGCACCGGCUGGUGAACGACCUUCGCUACUACAGGCUUUGUAACAGUAGCUUACCUACUGGUACCAUCAAGCUAUAGCACAUUGACUGAACCACUCCUCGUCAGUUCUGAUUUAGUUUUUUUUUCUUAAAGACUUCCCAUGCAAACCACUUAGCCCAACACUCCUCCAGAUCAGCUUCUCCACUCUGACUCAGCGUGACAAUAAAGGAGCAACACAUGA